AUGGUCAACUCCUGUUGUGGUUCCAGCUGUGGCUCCUGCUGCUGCAGGCCUACCUGCUGCCAGACCACCUGCUGCAGGACCACCUGCUGCCGUCCUUGCUGCCGCCCCUGCUGCUGUGGUUCCAGCUGCUGUGGCACCAGCUGCUGCAGGCCUAGCUGCUGUGGCUCCUGCUGCUGCCGUCCCUCCUGCUGUGGUUGUGGCUCCAGCAACUGUGGCUCCAGUGGUUGUGGCUCCUGCUGCUGUCGCCCCUCCUGCUGCAUCUCCAGCUGCUGCCGCCCCUCUUGCUGUGGUUGUGGAGGCUGUGGCUCCAGUGGUUGUGGCUCCUGCUGCUGUCGCCCCUCCUGCUGCAUCUCCAGCUGCUGCCGCCCCUCUUGCUGUGGUUGUGGAGGCUGUGGCUCCAGUGGUUGUGGCUCCAACUGCUGCUGCCCUGGCUGCUGCCUGCGUCCAGUCUGUGGCAAAGUGUGCUGCCAAACCUCUUGCUAUCGCCCAACCUGUGUCAUCUCCACCUGCCCUCGUCCCAUGUGCUGCGCCAUCCCUUGCUGCUGA
Messenger RNA from Tupaia belangeri chinensis (Chinese tree shrew), 546 nucleotides. RefSeq names its product keratin-associated protein 4-6-like. Gene Ontology annotation, cellular component: keratin filament. Lineage: Eukaryota; Metazoa; Chordata; Mammalia; Scandentia; Tupaiidae. The record is from RefSeq and is a predicted model, not a curated record. The transcript has a single exon. The coding region runs from base 1 to 546 and encodes 181 amino acids.